Messenger RNA from Pyrus x bretschneideri (Chinese white pear), 2948 nucleotides. Its product is annotated as BEL1-like homeodomain protein 3. The record is from RefSeq and is a predicted model, not a curated record. Gene Ontology annotation, molecular function: DNA-binding transcription factor activity, RNA polymerase II-specific; RNA polymerase II cis-regulatory region sequence-specific DNA binding. Bases 835 to 2607 code for a protein of 590 amino acids. The transcript has 5 exons. NCBI's taxonomy places the organism in Eukaryota, Viridiplantae, Streptophyta, Magnoliopsida, Rosales, Rosaceae. Gene Ontology annotation, biological process: regulation of transcription by RNA polymerase II.
UUCACCCGUCACCACCACCCACAUUCCGCUCCCCUGCUCUCUCUCUCUCUCUCUCUCUCUCUCUGUCUCCAUCUCUCUCUUUCUCUCCAUCUCUCUCUCUCUCUCUCUCUCUCUCUCUCUUCAUCUCUCUCUCUCCAAGAACUUUCUGCCUCUGUUUUCUCUUGGUUAGCGUAUACAUAUUGCCAAACCAAUAUCCCCAUUAAAAAAAUACACAAAAAACAGAGCAUUUGAAUUUUAAAUUUCUUCCGGGCAUUAAAAAAUUCAAGUUGGUGUUGAUAUUCGAAUUCUUCGAUUAUUCAAUUGGGCAUUAAAAUAUAAAUAUACUCGGCCGAAGUAGGUGCCUUUGUUCCAAUGAUAAGGAGGUUGGUCUUCUUCGGGAAACAUAUCUCUCGGGAUUCGUGUCCGUCUUCGAUUCCGGAGAGUCGAAGAAGAUAGCUCGACUUUUCUUCUUCCUCCCUUUUCUGCAACUCCCUUCAAUUCUUCAAAGUUUCUCCAUUUUUUUUUCUGGUAAUUUCGGUUUCUUACUUCCCCUGCUGCUUCAGUUCUGACCCUUUUCUCUGUUUUCGAUUUUAAUUAAUUAUGUUGAUUACGUUAGUAUUUUGGCUAUGAAAUCAGUAUUAGUUUCGGGUUUUUAGCAUCAAUCUCCACUGGUUUAAUUAACCUUGGAUUACUUGAUUUUUGGGUUGGAUUUUGCUUGUGUUCUGGAAUCGGUAAUUUGGUUAAACGGGUGUCACCAAUUCGAUUUGUUUUUGGUAAAUUUUGGUUUCCGUCCCUCAAUAUUUACUCAAAGAUUUGGAGAGACAGAGGAAGAAGAAGAUACUAGGCUAUUAAGCUAUGGCUACGUAUUUCCAAAAUUUGAGUAAUCAAAACUUACUGAACCCUUAUCAAGGGGACGAGAAACUUCCCUCGUACUCCGAACCGCCCGGAAACAUGAUGAUGUAUCUGAAUCAGGCUUCCUAUGCCGCCGGAUCCUACUCCCAGGUCUUGCCCGGCGGCAACUUCUCCCCUCAGAAAUAUGCUGACUCUGAUGGGGGCAGGAGUGAAAUGAUGUUUAUUCCUCCAACGAGUGAUCCAGUCAGGGACUGUAACGUUGGCGGCGAGUCCUUGAUUGGGAAACAUAGUAUGCAGGAUCAUGGAUUGUCUCUUAGCCUUUCCACCCAAAUUCCGCAACCAGUUUCUCUGCCUUCGUUUCAGUACCAAUAUCCGAAUUCAAGUCUCUCUUCGGUUUUGAGCAAUGCUCCAAUGAUAGGGAAGGGUGAGGAGUACAAUCAGAGCGAGGAGUUUAGAAACUUUGAAAGCUUGGCAUCGGGGUUAUAUGGAGGCGGCCAUGAGGCUGUCAAAACACAGGCUUUCUACAAUCCAAUGUGUUCAUCGGGAUCCAAAGAAAUGCAUUCGGAAUAUGUGUAUGACUCACUAGGUUCCACGAACGCUAUGUUAAGCUCUAAGUACCUCAAGGCCGCACAACAGUUGCUUGAUGAAGUGGUCAAUGUCAAAAAGGCUUUGAAGCAAUCUCAUUUGGACAAGAACCAAAGCUUUAAGCGGAGUGGAUCAGAUGGUUCCAAAGAAACCGAUGGGAAUGAUCAACAUUUACCGAGGUCAUCAGAUCCUGGUGAAUCGAGCACCAUUUCUUCUGUCGAGUUAUCAGCAGCAGAACGGCAGGAUUUGCAGAACAAGAAGACCAAACUUUUAUCCAUGUUGGAUGAGGUAGAUAGAAGAUACAAACAAUAUUACCAUCAAAUGCAAGCUGUGGUGUCAUUUUUUGACAAGGUGGCUGGGAACGGGGCUGCUGGACCGUACACUGCACUUGCUCUCCAAGCAAUUUCCCGUCACUUUCGCAGUUUGCGUGAUGCAAUCAAGGGCCAAAUUCAAGUGACGCGGAAAAGACUGGGAGAGCAAGAUAAUUCAUCGGAUGGUCAAGGGUCAGUAAUACCCCGCCUCCGCUACGUGGACCAGCAACUCAGACAGCAGAGGGCAUUUCAGCAGCUUGGUGGAUUGCAGCAUGCUUGGAGGCCUCAAAGAGGACUUCCGGAAAGCUCUGUUUCAAUCCUUCGUGCUUGGCUGUUCGAACAUUUCCUUCUUCCCUACCCAAAGGAUUCAGAAAAGAUUAUGCUUGCAAGGCAGACAGGAUUAACCAGAAACCAGGUUGCCAACUGGUUUAUCAAUGCAAGGGUACGGCUUUGGAAGCCCAUGAUUGAGGAAAUGUACAAAGAAGAAUUCGGUGAUUUGGACACGGAUGCGAAAUCUUCACCAGAAAAUGCACUCAAAGAAGCAGCAAGAGUUGAUCUCUCAGCAUCUGAGGACAGGAAAGAGGAGUUGCACGAAAGCCUGAUAUCCGCAACUGCUGACAGCAUCGAACCAGGGCAAAUGCAUGACUCGAAGUCGGGUCACAGUUCCACAUAUGACAUGCCAGGGUUGGAUCAUUUCACGGUUGGCAACGACGUGUCACUUGCAUUGGAGUUGCGGCAUUGCGAAGAGCACGAUGGAUUUCCUCCAUCAACCGGAUCCCAUGUAACAGUGAGCGAUGCGGCAGCUUCUUUGGAUUGUCACUAUGAGGAUCCGGAGCAGCAACAUUUGAUUCAGGUUUGGCAAUACCCACGCGUUACUUGAUUUUGUAGUCCGAGAGGAUUAUCGCCUCCAAGUUUUGGGUGGUAAGCGGUCUCAGGCAAUGAUCGUCGAGAAACAGAAUGCUUGUUUUGAUGCUGUAGCAAAGGGGGUGUAGAUGUAGAUGUGUGUAUGAUACUGAUACCAACUUGUAAUAUAACAGAGAUUGGUGGAAGAAGAAGAAGAAGAAGAAGAAGCCUUAGGCAUAUUUGUAAACUAUUUUUGUAAAGAUAAAAGGUGAAGGAAUAUCUUGUGCAUUCAUUGAAUAAGGAACCUGGAAACUCUAUAAGUGUGACAUCAAAAUAAUCUCAUUUGGGAAAUUAGUCUGAUACAAGAUUUACAUGAAA